Messenger RNA from Tachysurus vachellii, 2074 nucleotides. RefSeq names its product sorting nexin 18b (gene snx18b). Lineage: Eukaryota; Metazoa; Chordata; Actinopteri; Siluriformes; Bagridae. The record is from RefSeq and is a predicted model, not a curated record. Gene Ontology annotation, biological process: endosomal transport; cleavage furrow formation; endocytosis. Gene Ontology annotation, molecular function: phosphatidylinositol binding; protein binding. Bases 210 to 1874 code for a protein of 554 amino acids. Gene Ontology annotation, cellular component: cytoplasmic vesicle; plasma membrane. The transcript has 2 exons.
CGCAAUCGGCAGGAGGAGGAGGAGGGGAAUAACAAAACCCCGACUUUAAUCCUGUACACAAACUAACUUUAACAUCUUUAUCAUGUUAAAAUAGUCCGAUCGCUAUCUUUUUCAUGCACUUCUGUGAUAUCUAAGGACUCGCAGAAGUUUUUAAAGGACUUUUGGCAGCUGCGCUUUUAGCAGAAACCCCAAAAAAACAGAAGAAAACUAUGGCGCUCAGAGCGAGAGCUUUAUACGACUUCACUCCUGAAAACCCCGGAGAGAUUUGUGUGGUGGAGAACGAGCUUUUAACUCUAUACAGUGAAGAUGUAGUGGACGGGUGGUUAGAAGGCACAAACAGCCGCGGAGAGUCAGGACUCUUCCCUGCGUCCUACGUGGAGAUCUUAAGCAGUCAGGAUUCAGUGCAAGGCAACGGGAAUGCUGGAGAUGUCUACAGCCCCAGGUCCGGAAGUGAGUAUGCCUAUCAAGUAAAAGGGGACACGUCAAGCGAGUCCACACCUCAGAGACACGGUUAUCCGACAAGCCAAGGCAGCGAUGACGACUGGGACGACGACUGGGACGACAACCAGACGACUUCGGCGACGCUGACGACUCACGACCCGAGCAUCCAUCACUUCAAACGCCAACCCGGUCGUGCCAACUCUGUUUCUUCACGUGGCAGUGGUGGCCAGCAAGCCAGAAGCUCAGCUACUGUCGGGAAAAACCUCAACAGGUUUUCCACCUUCGUGAAAUCAGGAGGCGAGGCAUUUGUUUUGGGUGAGGCGUCUGGAUUAGUUAGGGAUUGCGAUCAGAUCUGGGUGGUCAUGGGUCAGUUCGGCCCCGAGUGGCAAGAGAACCCUCAUCCUUUCACGUGUACCAUUGAUGAUCCGACCAAACAGACCAAAUUCAAGGGGAUGAAGAGUUACAUGUCCUACGGCCUCACGCCCACCCACACACAAAUCCCUGUGAAUCGCCGCUACAAACACUUUGACUGGCUGUACGCGCGCCUCGUGGAACGCUUCCCGGUCAUCUCUGUUCCCCACCUUCCAGAGAAGCAGGCCACGGGCCGAUUUGAAGAGGACUUCAUUUGCAAGCGCAGGAAGGGUCUGAUCUGGUGGAUGAACCACAUGACGAGCCACCCGGUUUUAUCCAGGUGUGACGUCUUCCAGCAUUUCCUGACCUGCAGCAGCAGUGACGAAAAAGCCUGGAAGCAGGGCAAGCGCAAGGCAGAGAAAGAUCACUUAGUGGGUGCCAACUUCUUCCUCACCAUCGUCCCACCGGCCACACCGCUCGACCUCCAAGAGGUGGAAGGCAAAGUGGACGGCUUCAAAACAUUCACCAAAAAGAUGGACGAGAACAUCGUGCAAGUUAACGUGACCAUUGGGGAGUUCACCAGAAAGCAGAUGACUGGAUUUAAAAAGGAGUAUCAUAAAGUUGGACAGGCCUUUCGAUUGCUCUGGCAGGCCUUCGAAUUGGACCAGCAGGCGUAUUCAGUCAAGUUGAACCAAGCAAUGGCGUUCACCGGGGCCGCCUACGAGACCAUUGGGGACUACUUUGCCGAACAACCUCGCCAGGAUCUAGAUCCAGUGUCAGAUCUUUUAGCGAUUUACCAGGGACAUCUAGCAAACUUCCCAGACAUCAUCCACGUUCAGAAAGGAGCUCUGACCAAAGCAAAGGAGAGCCAGAAGGACAAAGACGUCCCGGCGGCUCAGGACAUCCACGAGCGCUGCAACAUCAUCUCCUGUGCCACUCUGGCCGAGAUUCAGCACUUCCACCGCACCCGAGUACGCGACUUCAAGGCCCAGAUGCAGCACUACCUCCUACAGCAGAUCUCCUUCUUCCAGAAGAUCACAGCCAAACUGGAGGAGGCGCUGCACAUGUAUGACCAGGCGUAAACAAGAAGUGAAAACAGGAACCUUAAAACUCCCAAAAGAACGUCGACAGUCGGGAGAUUUUAAUAUUCCACGCCGCAGACGUUCUCAUCACGUCUGAGACAGAAAAGAUUAGGAUCGUGUGUCCAGAACGUAAUAUUUAGACACAAAUCCAAACAAAAUGCAGCAUGUCUCGCUUUUAUUUUCCUUUUUGUAACAAAAAC